This is a messenger RNA of Acinonyx jubatus (cheetah), 5342 nucleotides long. RefSeq names its product zinc finger CCHC-type containing 14 (gene ZCCHC14). Gene Ontology annotation, molecular function: phosphatidylinositol binding; zinc ion binding; nucleic acid binding. The transcript has 13 exons. Bases 62 to 3328 code for a protein of 1088 amino acids. NCBI's taxonomy places the organism in Eukaryota, Metazoa, Chordata, Mammalia, Carnivora, Felidae. The record is from RefSeq and is a predicted model, not a curated record.
GCGCCCCCGGCCCCGGCCGGCGGCCCCCGGCCCCGGGGCGCGGCGCGGCGCGGGUGGCAGCAUGGUGGAGAAGCGCUGCCCGCUGCAGAGGGACGGCGUGUACCGCUGGUUCUCGGAGCUGCCGUCGCCGCAGCGCGUGGAGUUCCUGUGCGGCCUGCUGGACCUGUGCAUCCCGCUCGAGCUGCGCUUCCUCGGCUCGUGCCUCGAGGACCUGGCCCGCAAGGACUACCACUCGCUGCGCGACUCGGAGAUCAAGGCCAACAACCCGGCCGACCUGGGCAGCCUCACCAACCUGACGGACGAGGUGGUGCGCAGCAAGCUCCUGGUGUCGCUGGCGCUGCUGGGCUCGGAGCAGCGCGAGGCGGCGGGCGUGCUGUACCGCACGCUCACGCACAUCGACUCCAUCAUCCACAACUACGGGCUGCAGCUCAACGAGGGCCGCACGGGCGAUGAGUUCCUGCUGCUCUUCACCAUGGCCUCCAACCACCCGGCCUUCAGCUUCCACCAGAAGCAGGUGCUGCGCCAGGAGCUCACGCAGAUCCAGAGCAGCCUGAGCGGCGGCGGCGGCGGCGGGGGCCACGGCGGCAAGAGCGCGCUGCCCACCUGCCCGGCCUGCCACAAGGUAACUCCAAGAACCGAGGCUCCCGUCAGCAGCGUGAGUAAUAGUUUGGAGAACGCACUACACACAUCAGCACAUUCCACGGAGGAGUCGCUGCCCAAGAGGACUGUGGGGAAACACUCCAAAGUGAGUGUUGAAAAGAUAGACCUGAAGGGAUUGUCACACACAAAAAAUGAAAGAAAUGUUGAAUGUUCCUUUGAGGUCUUGUGGUCUGAUUCUUCAGUAACAUCAGUAACCAAAUCUUCCUCUGAAGUGACUGAAUUUAUGUCAAAGUUACCUCAGCUGUACCCUGAAGAAAAUCUGGAGAAAUUCAUUCCUUGCUUGGCUGGCCCAGAUUCCUUUUACGUAGAGCGAAGCCACAUGGAUCUGGAAGCGGACCUGAGGUAUUUGACUUCAUUACCUUCUCAUGUAUUGAAAAAUGACCACAUUAAGAAAUUUUUCAGCACUUCAUCUCCCACCCAACAGCUUCAAAGUCCAAGUCCUGGCACCCCUUCCCUUUCCAAAGUGGGCACCGUGAUGGGCGUGUCUGGAAGGCCCGUGUGUGGCGUGGCCGGCAUCCCCUCCUCUCAGAGCGGCGCCCAGCACCACAUGCAGCACUCAGCCACCGCGGCCGCCUUGCCCCACUGCUCCCACGCGGGGGGUGCCGGCUCAGCCCUGGCCUACCGGGCCCAGAUGGACACGUCGCCUGCCAUCCUGAUGCCCUCCAGUCUGCAGACCCCUCAGACCCAGGAGCAGAAUGGGAUCUUAGACUGGCUUAGGAAACUGCGCUUGCACAAGUAUUACCCCGUCUUCAAACAGCUCACGAUGGAGAAGUUUCUGAGCCUUACUGAGGAAGAUCUAAAUAAAUUUGAAUCCCUCACCAUGGGAGCAAAGAAAAAACUCAAGACUCAGCUAGAGCUGGAGAAGGAGAAGUCAGAGAAACGGUGCCUGAACCCUGCAGCUCCACCCCCGGUCACCGGCAGCGGAGUGGCUCGCGUCCCCCCGACCAGCCACGUGGGUCCCGUGCAGACCGUGCGAGGCGCCCACGCUGCAGCGCUGCGGGUGGAAGUGGAGCAGCCCCUUCACCAGACGGCCCGGGAAGGCAGCUCCUCCGAGUGCUCCAGCUCCUCGCCCAGCCCGAUGGGGGUGCAGGCCCGGGAAGAGAGCUCGGACAGCGCCGAGGAGAACGACAGACGUGUGGAGAUUCACUUGGAGGGCUCGGACAAGGAGAAGCCCGUCAUGCUCCUGAACCACUUCGCUUCAAGCUCUGCCAGGCCCACGGCCCAGGUUCUCCCCGUGCAGAACGAGGCGGGCUCCAGUCCAUCGGGCCACCACGCCCUGCCCCCCCAGAUGAUGGCUGCGGCCUCACACCUGGCGCCCAUCCGGAUGCUGAAUUCCGUGCACAAGUCGGAGAGGGGGGGCGCGGACAUGAAGCUCCUCCCGCCUUCCGUGCACUCGCUGCUGUCUCUCGAAGAACGGAGUAAGCUCUCGGGACCAAGAGGCGGCAUCAAAGUGGACAAGAACUUCGGCCACGCUGUGAUCGACGCGGCCCCCACGCCCGGCCCCCAGCAGCCCCUGCAGGUCCUCUCCGCGCUUGCCGAGAGCAACGCCGUGUCACCCACCGUCUCCUUUGGUCCCCGCGCCAAAGUCGUGCACACGUCCGCGCUGGACAGAGUCCUGAAGCCGGCCCCGCAGCCCGCCCCGGGCGGGGAGACCAGCACCGCUGCUGCGGGCACGUCCAGCACCGUCUUCCACGUGGCUCGGCCCCCCAUCAAACUCCUGGUGUCUUCAUCCGUCCCCGCGGAUUCUGCCAUUUCCGGGCAAACUCCCUGUUCUAAUAACGUGCAAAUAAGCGUGCCCCCUGCAAUAAUAAACCCCCGGACUGCCCUGUACACCGCCAACACCAAAGCUGCCUUCUCUGCGAUGAGCAGUGUGCCCGUGGGGCCCCUGCAGGGCGGCUUCUGUGCGAACAGCAACACUGCCUCCUCCAGCAGCCACCCCUCCACGUCCUUCGCCAGCAUGGCUACCGUGCCCAGCUGCCCGGCCCCCAGCUCCAGCCCCGCGCUCUCCUCGGCCCCCGAAAGCAGUUUCUACAGCGGCGGCGGCGGCUCCGGCUCCCCCGGGAACAUUCCCGCCUCCGCCCAGAACCACCACCACCACCACCACCAUCAGCAGCAGUCGGCGCCCCAGCAGCCCGCGCCCGCGCCACCCCCGGGCUGCGUCGUGUGCACUUCGUGCGGGUGCAGCGGCAGCUGUGGCUCCAGCGGCCUGACCGUCAGCUACGCCAACUACUUCCAGCACCCGUUCUCGGGGCCGUCCGUCUUCCCCUUCCCCUUCCUGCCCUUCAGCCCCGUGUGCGGCAGCGGCUACGUGGGCGCCCAGCAGUACGGCGGCGGCGCCUUCCCCGUGGUGCACUCGCCCUAUGGCGGCGGCGUGCCCCCCGAGCCCGUGCUGGGCGGCCAGUCGGCCUUCGCCGUGCCGCCCGUGCAGAGCUUCAUGGCGGGCGCGGCGGGCGUGUACCAGGCGCCGGGGCUGGUGGGCGGCGGCGGCGGCGGCGGUGGUGGCGGCGGCCCGGGCCAUAAGAAGAGUGGCAACUUGUCGUGUUACAACUGCGGGGCCACGGGGCACCGCGCUCAGGACUGCAAGCAGCCGUCCAUGGACUUCAAUCGGCAAGGUACUUUUAGGUUGAAAUAUGCCCCUCCAGCAGAAAGUCUGGACUCCACAGACUGAUAUUUUCCUCUGGCAACAGAACACUAUUAAGCCAUGGAGACAUAAGGAAAUUAAAUACAAGACCGAGAAGUCUAGUUGCUGUUGAGCUUAAUAUUUUUAAUCCAAAGGUGCUUUACUUUACUAGACUGGAUAGAAAACCUAGUGUAGGAGUGCAUCAAACUCAGUUUUAUUGCCAAAAUCCUAGAUUGGAGCUUGACGUCAGGACUCGCCUGGUCGGCGCCUCCACCGUGGUCGCGAUGCAGAGACCUCCGUCUCCUGAGGAGCAUCGCCAUCCUCGGUCCUUCCAGGCUCACAUGUAAUUCCAGGGCAGCUACGCAAGAUCGGACUCGAGUACUGAGGGUCGGAGUUCCCUGCGUGGCGUUCCACCAGUCGGACUCUGGUCACCCCUGGGUGAGGGAAAAUGUCGCCUCUGUUUUGUUCUGUUUUUGUUUUGUUCUGUUCCUUGAGUGGUUAGACACUAAUCUCUCUGGGCUUUUUAAGGAUUGCACUACAGAAGAAUGUAAACUGAUGCCAGUCUCUGCGGUUUUGGGAGACAGACUCCCUGAGACCAGUCAGUGCAAGACACUCGGAGAAUCUGCGUUUAAGGAGUUGGCACCAGCAGGCCGCGUGACUUGGUACACGACAAAGAUGUCAGCGUCUCCUUCCCUCCUUAAAACACUUGCAGCAGUUUCAGGUUUUUCUUUUCCUUUUUUUUUUUUUUCUGCGAAUACAUUUAAACUACAUUAUUAAAUAGAAAUAGUUACUCGCAACAACUUAAUAUCUUAAGGGUCCAAGUCCCAGAGAAUCCCUAGUUGUCAGAGCUUUGAGAAUCCUUCCUCCCCAGCCCGUCAGUAGCGUGGAGUCUUGGUUGUCUCCCACCGCGACGGAGCUCUCGCAGGGACAUGGUAACCGCCCGGCCUUCGUGGGCUGGCUCCGAGGGACGCUACGACACCCUUAGCAAAGUUGGCAAGUUCUUUUAUGUCACACGGAUCUCCCGAGGCCCCCAAGGCUGACUGCUAACGGAUUCACACUGGAGACAGACAUUUCAACAAUGAUACAGUCCUGUAACUUAGGAGCAAAAGAUUCGAAACGUUCUCCUGUCCACUUCUUUUGUAUUAGGCUGUGUAUUAAUGGUUAGUUCCGUGAGAAGUUACCUGGAAAACUACAAUAGAAAGUGGUAAGACUCUGAAAGAGGCCGCACCAACAGGACAGAGCCACAGGAUCUGCACAAGUGUGGUUUUAUCCAACGUGGGAAAGAAAUCCUCCCCACCCAGCUCUCGGUGUCACCCCAUUGCAAUGAAAGUUGCUUGGUCUGAAAUGUAGGGACUUAAAUCUUCAAAGCUAAAGGGAGUUUUCUGCUCAAAUAACAAUAUUACUUUAAACACUAAAGCCUUCCAUAUUAAAAUACUGAUUGGUUAGGCCUUGCCCAGGGAUUUUGCAGUGGAGUAUGUAUUAAAAAAAAAAAAAAUCAUAAUACUCAGACCGUUCUUAAAAUGGGACAAUCAGCCUCAUGCCAAAUUGGUAUAAAUCAAAAGAAUACCCUAGAAUUUGAGGCACUGUGAUGUGAGGCUUCAAAUUCUAUGAUCCGUUUCCUGGCUGCAGAGAAACUAAAGCAGAGUGGUUACAUUUUUUAAUGAAAGGCUUUUAGUAGUUUUUUAGCGUUUUAUUUUAGUAGAGUUUCAUUUCUAUGCAAUGCAGAAUGGACAGACCUCUGUACGCGUCUCUCUUCCCAGUGCACAGUAUUACGUACGGUUUUGAAGCAAUGGUGAUGCUUACGGCAACUUUUUUGGGGGAAUGUGACAUUGAUCUCUUAAUUGUAAACACUACAAAAUGUCAAAAUAACGAGAACUGACACAACUUUGCCUUAAAGAGUACGAGCCUGGAACUUGUCAUAUGAUGUUAGAGGAAGACUUGGGAGUGUCCACUGAUGUUUACGAUUUUAAUAUUUCCGAAGGCCGUUAUGGUGGCCUGGACAUGUGCUGAAAGCCAAACUUUUAAAUUUUUUGGUUUUUUAAAAAAAAAAAAAAGAAAUAUU